Messenger RNA from Exophiala mesophila, 306 nucleotides. RefSeq lists its product as uncharacterized. The record is from RefSeq and is a predicted model, not a curated record. NCBI's taxonomy places the organism in Eukaryota, Fungi, Ascomycota, Eurotiomycetes, Chaetothyriales, Herpotrichiellaceae. The transcript is spliced from 2 exons. Bases 1 to 306 code for a protein of 101 amino acids.
AUGGCCCCUCCAUCCCAGCCCGCCUCUAAUGGCAUCAUCUAUACCACCUACGCCGUCUUUCUGAUGGCGGGUCUCUACAUCGCCUGGACUCUGCGCAAACAAACAAAAGGCGAAUACCUUGCAACUCUGCGCACACAGAAGGGUAUUGAUGAUGCACCGUCACAAUUUGAAGUUUGCGCCGACUCUUGGGCCAGACCAAUUAAGAGGAUAUCUGCUGACCACUUCAUUGUUCGUUCCACAGGCAUCCCUUUGGCCCUCAACUUCAUCGCCUCGGGUGAGUGCACCCGACGAGCAGCGUUGGCUUAG